Crotalus tigris (Tiger rattlesnake) is the source of this 2736-nucleotide messenger RNA. RefSeq lists its product as uncharacterized. Bases 108 to 842 code for a protein of 244 amino acids. The record is from RefSeq and is a predicted model, not a curated record. NCBI's taxonomy places the organism in Eukaryota, Metazoa, Chordata, Lepidosauria, Squamata, Viperidae. The transcript has 4 exons.
CUUGGGAGAGGAGGGUCCUUCCGAAGCACACAGUUGCAACAAAUCUCCAGGGCAGUGGAGUUGCAAGGGCAGUGGCUUUGCUGGUUUCCAAGAAAUCUUCAGCUGCCAUGGGUGGGCGAGACAUCCCACUCCUAUCUGCAAAAGGAAAGAUUGGGAAGGCGUGCGCCCUUUGCCUGGGAAUUGCCACUGUCCUUUUCCUGUUUUGCUUUGUUGUUUUCCUGAUUUUGUACACGCAGGAGCGCCACGAAAAGACAAUUGCCCAUCAGGCUCUGGAAAGCAAAUCCCGGGAAAAGGAUGCCAUGUGGAUACAACUGCUGUCUAGCAAUCAGACCCUGAUUGAAACAGAACGUCUUCUGGAGAUGAAGAAAAGGGAAAACGAAGACCUCAAGUGUACCUUGGCCACCACUAACCAGACUUUAGGAGAAAAGAUACGGCUUUUGGAGGAGGCAGAACAGGAAAGGUCCCGGUUACAGGAGCAACUGGGAAUUGUGAAGCACAACCUCACAACGAUGGAAGGGCACUGGAACUCCUGCCAGGCUGAGCUGCACAUCAUUCACGAAAAUAUUACAUUUUUUGUGGCAACAAUCACCCAACAAGCUGCAGAAGGACAGAAACUCAAAGAUAUAACUGAACAUCUUCUGGAGCAGCUCAGCAGCAAAACAACGCAGUUGGCAGAUGCAAAGCGUGAAUUCCAAGAGGAACGAAACAAUUUUGACAGAUAUCGGCAAGAGGUUGCAAAGCAGGCACAAGAAAAUGAUAUCCCAUGCAACAAAGGCAUCCUUAGUGAUUUCAACCUGGUUUUUCUGCCCUUCAUCCUUGGUGAACUUCUCCUCUUCUUAUAAUCUGAUUGAUAGGAGAUGGACAUUUCAGCCUCUUUUCUCUGCACUUCUGUGAUGGACAGUUGGUUUGGGAGGUUACUCCUCCACUCUUCAAAGCCCUUCUAACUGUUGGAGGUGUAACUGUGGGUUCAAACGGCUUAUCACCAUUUUAACACUAAAACAGGUUGUAUUCACUUAAAGGCCAGCAUUUGCCUGUCUCUCGCGCACUCCUGGAAAAUAAAAACUGGUAUCUUAUUUCUCCUGCUGGGUUUCUCCUGUUUUGGUUUUGAUAUAUACUGGAAUCUCUUAUGGGGUGCAAAAAGUUGGAAAACUUUUCCAUGAAGUACAAAAAUGCAGAACACUGUCAAGCACCAGGGAAAUCAGGGGAUUCCGGCAGUUCAAAGGAAUAUAAAGGUUUAUUGCAAGCUUAAGUUCUCUACAAGAAUCUGAUUAACUAAUGGUCAAAGGAAAUGAGUGGGAGAUAAGAGAGGAAUUCAAGGUGGGCUGGACUUAGAUCUCUUAUGGGCCCGCAGCGACUCAUGACUUAUGAUGCGUUUGACCCCUCCCUCAGGUUAGCCUGAUCAUCUCCUACAAAAACAUCAUUCAUGGGCCAUUGGCAAAGUGUUACUGAAUUUGUGUCUACUAUGUGAUACCAAAGGAGAGAGAGAAUGUGUGUGUUGGAGCUCAGGACAAUUUGACAUUGACUUCUAAGCAGCCAAUAUGGGCAUGGGGCCCUGUUCCAUCUCCAAAUGCCUUGUAUUUGGUCUACUUGAGCACUGACGAUGUAAGCUUAGUAUGGCAAUGAAACAUCUGCAAGAAAACCACCAAGCUCGGAGAGCACCAAGGACCCUACAAUUCAACCCUGAGCUAGCCAUUUGUAAGGCUUUGAAGUCGCAUUUUGCCACUUUGGACAUCUAGCUGCAUAGUAGAAUCUGCUCAACGGUUGCAUUAAAUAUGGCAAAUUUUCUUUAUUUUGGCUGCUGAUUACAUUAUAUGGUUUUUUAAUAUAUUUGAUAUGGGGUUUAUGUUUUAUAUGCUUUUUCAAUAUAUUUUGUUUAUUGUUUGGGGUUGCGUUUAGUCGUAUAGUUGAGAUAGGCAGUUAUACAAAUUGAUAUAUUGGUAAUAUAUAAACAAACCAGGACUACUUGGAAUAGCCAUACAAUACCAAUAGUUCAGGAGCUACGCUGUUAACGGUUUGUUUCCUGGUACUGGUUUGUUGUGACUGAUUAUUGUUCUCAUUUGCUUUUUCCAAUCUGUAGAAUGAAAGAAAAAAAGUCAGCAAGGAACAAUUACAAAGCAAUCCAAUCAAGCGAGCUCAGAAUCCAGUAAACAAGUAUUAACCCUAAAACAACUAGCAACGCUUUAAAACAAUGUACCUUUGAAGCUGGAAAAAUAAUCACUUUUAUAGCCUCCCUUCCUUAUGGAACCUGGCUAUUGGGCAGUUGCUGCUCCAGCUCCAAGGUAGACCUAGGUCAGGAGUAGGCAACCUUGGCUCUUUUAUGACUGGUGGACUUCAACUCCCAGAAUUCCUGAGCCAGCCAUGCUGAGGGGAAAUGGAAAGGUUUCUAAGCUGAGCCAUGCUGGCUCAGGAAUUCUGGGCGUUGAAGUCUACGAGUCAUAAAAGAGCCAAGGUUGCCUAUCCCUGACCUAAGGUUACCAAACAUUCAUCAAAAAGAGGGCAGGUCCUCCUUUUUCUCUUCAUAUCGUUUGUCUGGUAGUCAUAGCCUUAAAAUCAAAUAGUGUCUCAAUCUUUUGAGCCUGGAGGAACCCUUAAAACAUUUUUCAAGCUUCAAGGAAUCACUGUACACUCAGGCUCAAGAAUGGGCCAGAGGUUACCAAAUAUUAUAUUCAUUUCAUAGUAGACCUGUAUAUGCAUCAACAGUGUUCUUAAACUAAAAAUAAAGAAACUUUUUCCUUU